Molecule: messenger RNA, 1122 nt
Organism: Indicator indicator
Lineage: Eukaryota; Metazoa; Chordata; Aves; Piciformes; Indicatoridae
Gene: PARD6A
Product: par-6 family cell polarity regulator alpha
Exons: 3
Coding region: 1-1122 (373 amino acids)
Biological process (GO): establishment or maintenance of cell polarity; regulation of cellular localization; centrosome cycle
Cellular component (GO): apical plasma membrane; cell cortex; nucleus
Molecular function (GO): protein kinase C binding
Source: RefSeq, a predicted model, not a curated record
AUGGCCAAGCACCACCGCACGCCCGCCCGUGCUGCCGAGCCCGUGAUCGAAGUCAAGAGCAAGUUUGAUGCCGAAUUCCGGCGCUUCGCCAUGCGGCGCUCGGGCGCGAGCAGCUUCCAGGAGUUCUACCGCCUGCUGCAGACGGUGCACCAGAUCCCGCGGGUGGAGCUGCUGCUGGGCUACACCGACGUGCACGGGGACCUGCUGCCCAUCAACAACGACGACAACUACCACAAAGCCCUCUCCUCCGCCUGCCCCCUCCUCAGGGUCAUCAUCCAGAAGAAAGCCGAGUCGGACGCCGCCGUCUUCGCCUGCAACUCUCUACAGCGCCGUCGGAAGGGACUGCUGCGGCCGGCGCAGUGCCGCUCCAGGCCGCCCCUGCUGAUCGGACUGCCGCAGGACUUCCGCCAGAUCUCCUCUAUCAUCGACGUGGACAUCCUGCCCGAGAGCCACCGCCGGGUGCGGCUGCACAAGCACGGCUCCGACAAGCCCCUGGGCUUCUACAUCCGCGACGGCGUCAGCGUGCGGGUGGCGCCGCAGGGGGUGGAGAAGGUCCCCGGAGUCUUCAUCUCCCGGCUGGUGAAGGGCGGCCUGGCGGACAGCACGGGGCUGCUGGCCGUCGGCGACGAGAUCCUGGAGGUCAACGGCAUCGACGUGGCCGGCAAGUCGCUGGACCAGGUGACGGACAUGAUGGUGGCCAACAGCCACAACCUGAUCGUCACCGUCAAGCCUGCCAACCAGCGCAACAACGUCAGCCGCGGCCCCGGCCCCAGCAAAGCCUCGGGCAGCUCCGGGGUGUCCACUGACAGCACCCCCAGCCAACAGACCCCCAGCCCGGCCUCGCAGUACCUCAGCGCCUACAGCGCCGCCGACAGCGACGAGGAAGGCGACCUGGUGAUCGAGAGUGACAAUGCCGAUGCUAACGCCGAUGCCAACGCUGAUGCCAGCGCCGCCGAUGCCCUCUGCCCGCCCCUGGCCUGCCCCAACGGCGGCGGCGCCGCCGACGGAGCCCUGCCCUGCAGCCCCUCCCCGCACGGCUCUCUGCGCUCCGUGGGCAGCCACCAGGGCAGCCCGGGACGGGGAGGCGAUGGGCAUGAGGAUGGCACCCUCCUGACACUAUAG